Molecule: messenger RNA, 840 nt
Organism: Haliotis rufescens (red abalone)
Lineage: Eukaryota; Metazoa; Mollusca; Gastropoda; Lepetellida; Haliotidae
Product: BUD13 homolog
Exons: 2
Coding region: 1-840 (279 amino acids)
Source: RefSeq, a predicted model, not a curated record
AUGUAUGUUAUUCGCGUUACUUUUGGCGAGACCAACCCCACCUCCCAGAUCCGACCUGAUGCAUCAGAGACCAGCCCCACAUCCCAGAUCCGACCUGAUACACCAGGAACCAGCCCCACAUCUCAGAUCCGACCUGAUGCAUCAGAGACCAGCCCCACAUCCCAUAUCCGACCAGAUGCAUCAGAGACCAGCCCGACAUCCCAUAUCCGACCAGAUGCAUCAGGGACCAGCCCCACCUCCCAUAUCCGACCUGAUACACCAGGAACCAGCCCCACAUCCCAUAUCCGACCAGAUGCAUCAGAGACCAGCCCGACCUCCCAGAUCCGACCUGAUACACCAGGAACCAGCCCCACAUCCCAUAUCCGACCAGAUGCAUCAGAGACCAGCCCGACAUCCCAUAUCCGACCAGAUGCAUCAGGGACCAGUCCCACCUCCCAUAUCCGACCUGAUACACCAGGAACCAGCCCCACAUCCCAUAUCCGACCAGAUGCAUCAGAGACCAGCCCCACAUCCCAUAUCCGACCAGAUGCAUCAGGGACCAGCCCCACCUCCAAGAUCCGACCAGAUGCAUCAGAGACCAGCCCCACCUCCCAUAUCCGACCAGAUGCAUCAGAGACCAGCCUAAUCUCCAAGAUCCGACCAGAUGCAUCAGAGACCAGCCCGACCUCCAAGAGCCGACCUGAUACAUUAGAGACCAGCCCCACCUCCCAUAUCCGACCAGAUGCAUCAGAGACCAGCCUAAUCUCCAAGAUCCGACCAGAUGCAUCAGAGACCAGCCCGACCUCCAAGAGCCGACCUGAUACAUCAGAGACCAGCCCGACCCUCCAAGAUCCGACCUGA